Messenger RNA from Lingula anatina, 4058 nucleotides. Its product is annotated as splicing factor, suppressor of white-apricot homolog. Gene Ontology annotation, biological process: RNA processing; mRNA 5'-splice site recognition. Gene Ontology annotation, molecular function: RNA binding. The record is from RefSeq and is a predicted model, not a curated record. NCBI's taxonomy places the organism in Eukaryota, Metazoa, Brachiopoda, Lingulata, Lingulida, Lingulidae.
CCUGCUCCCCCUCCACUACAAUUUAAAGUGAUCCAUCAUGGCGGCGAGAAAACGGAACGUGCACAAUCUGCCAACAUUGACAAAGGAAAAUGAGGAACUUGAAGACUUGUUUGUGUUUGGAUACGCAUGUAAAAUAUUCAAGGACGACGAGAAGGCGUUAUUUAUUGACAAAUGCAAGCACUUAAUCCCGUGGAUGGGCGACAGCAGCUUGAUGAUUGACAGGUACGAUGGAAGAGGUCACUUACAUGACCUUCGGCCCUAUGAUGCUGACUACCUGGACAGAUCAGAGCCGAUACAGGAGGAAGAGCAAAGGAUUCAAGCUCUGUGUGAUGAAGAGAGAUAUUUAGAACUUCACACGGAUGUUUCAGAGAAGGCAUUGUAUGAAGAGGAAGAAUUGAAAAGGUUAAACCAGGAACUGUCAGAGAACCGUUAUGAGGCAAUAGGAUUCAACUACGAUGGUGGCUAUGAUCCUGCCCAGCCGAGUGAUGAACAGGAGGGCAAAGAAGAAGAGGAAGAUGAUGAGGAACCAUUUAACCCACCAGAUGAUUUCAAGGCAAAAAUACCCCCAUCAAUCAUAUUGCCUUCUUCUGUGAAGCUUCAUGCUAUUAUUGAGAAGACGGCCAACUUUGUGGCUGAACAAGGAGGACAGUUUGAAAUAGUCAUCAAGACAAAACAGAAACACAAUGAACAAUUUGAAUUCAUGAACUUUGAGAACAAGCUGUUUCCAUAUUAUAAACAUCUCAUUAAACUGAUUAAAUCUGGGAAAUACAAGUCUAUAGAACUUCCGAAACCUAAAACCAAGAGGAGACAAAGUCACCUGGAGAGUGAGGAGGAUGAUGAACAUGACCACAGUGGCUACCUUCACCCCAGUCUUAUGGCUGCAAGGAAGCCAUCACCAGACACCACAUCUGCAACAAGUGUGCCAAAACCUGUUGUUCGUAUCAGUGAUACUGCAUAUGGGAAAUUACUCAGCAAGAUGUCCAAAACCUCGCGUUCAGGUAGCCCCAUGCCUGCAGAACCUUCUAACAGGGAAUCAAAAUCAGAUGGCAGCCAUGAAGGUGCAGGUGUUUCCUACAGCAAUGAAGUGGCACCACCUCCCAUGCCACCUUACAUGUCACAGGACUAUCACCAUAGCAGCUAUAUGCACCACCAUCACCACCACCACCACCAUCAUCAUCAUCACCAUCCUCAUCCUCAUCACUAUGACCACAGACUACCUCCACCCCCAGGAAUGGAACCAGUCACCCUGCCCUCUGACCAGCCCCCACCCCCAGGGACUGUCCCUGCAAAGUUACCACAGCCUGCAGAUACUGGUCCCCAGCAGGCUGCUGCAGGCCCCCAAAUUAUACCUCCGCCACCAGAUCUUCAGCCCAUCAUUGACAAGAUGGCUGACUAUGUUGCCAGGAAUGGAGAUGAGUUUGAGAAGACGGUGAAAGCCAAGGAUGAUCCCAGGUUUCAGUUUCUACAUCCGUGGCAUAUGCAUCACUCAUACUACCAGUACAAGAAGAAUGCUUAUGAAAAGGAAUUUGGGAUCAAAGAAACAGACAGAGGUCCUCCAAAAGCUAUUAGUUUUUCCAUUAAGGCCAAGGAGAAUGAGUCUGGUCCUCUAGAGAAGAAAAAAACUGCUGCCUUCCCUGUGGAUGAAAGUAGUGAUGAAGAUGGUGAAGGGAAGGACAAGGUAAGAACUACCAGUGGUACCCAGAGUGAGGAGGAGGACAUGACAAAGAUGCCUGUGCCUGAGCAGAUCACGGAGGACAGACCAGAGAGAACACCCAUAUCAGCAGAGGAAAUGGAACGGAGACAAGUGGAGUACAAGCUAAAAGAUAAGCUUGCUGCAGCUGCAAGGGAGCGUUUGUCUUGGGCAAGCAAAGAGAAACAGCUUCAGGUUGAAAGAAAGAGGAAAGCGGCCAUGUUUAUAAAUAUGCUAAAGAACAAUACCAUGUCUGCAACCCAGGGGGAAGGAGAUCUGGCAAGUAAGGAAGUCCCCUCUGCACCAGGCCAGCCCUCCCCAGUCAUCACACCACUAAGUAGCAGACAAAACAGUCCAGCGCCUGUCAUGGCUGCCAGGUCCCCAGUGCGAAAAACUUCCAGAUCUCCAAGUAAACUUAUCAAACGAUCUCUGUCACGAUCAAGGUCAAGGUCCAGAUCUCCGAAGAGGUCGAAAGCCAAAAAAAGGAAAUCAAGAUCUAGGUCUAAGUCCAGGUCACGGUCACACAAGUCUUCUCGAUCAAGAAAACGAUCAAGAUCAAAAAGCAGGAGAUCGCGCUCCAGGACAAGAAGAAAGAAAUCUAAAACCCCACCUAGUGCAUAUGCAGUUGUUAGACGCUCCAAGUCCCGGUCCCCCGGUAAAAAGAAGAGAAGAUCCCGUUCGAAGUCCAGAUCCCCUGGAAAGUCAAAAAAGAAAAACCGUCAUUCCAAGUCUAAGUCGAGAUCUCCUAGUCAUAGAAAAAGAAGAGCAUCAAAGUCCAAAUCUCCAGAGGCUCGUAAACUUCCUCUUUCCACCGGCAUGACCAGAAUACCGUCAUCAAGUUCCAUCAAGUCUGACCAAGCAAGGGAAUCAUUUGAUGAUGUGAUAUCCAGUGGACCCAGCAAUGCCAAUGGUGCUGAAAUCAUAUCCAAGGAAGCAAUAUUACCAACCUUAUCUGACUCCGAGGCCUCCCAUGGUUCCCCUGCCAAAAUGGCUGUCAGCAGAGAGGCCAGUUCCACAGCUAUCAUGUCAACAGAAGACACAUACUCUGAUGAGAUACUAAGUAAAGUCCGUGCCAUGCUUAAAAAAAACAGACAAGAUGCGUUGAAAGACGACAACAUUUUUACAGAUGAUGGAUGACAUUCACUUAUUCCCAAGGAAAAUUAGCAAGACUUAUAAUAAGAUUGUGGUUUGACGGUAUUUUUUGCAAGUAAUGUCACUUUAAAGACUGCUUGGUCCAUGAUAAGAGACGCCAUCUCAGUGCACGCAGGACAGAAGUACAGACAUAUUGUUGCACCAUUGAAGAUUGUAUGGUGCUUGAUGUCAUUCCUACACUAUAGUAUUUUCUGGAGAAAGUGUCAAAGUCAUUCCUGUAUAUCCUAUACCUAUGUCUGUCAAUUGAUGGAAGAUAAAAGGGACAUGAAAGCACCCAGAGUCUGUGAGAAAGACUCCCCUUGACUGCCUUUGAUUCUGUUUGAACAGAACACCUUUUACAUUGUAGAGGUCAUUAUAUUGGAGAAGUGGUUGAGUUAAAACUGUGUCUGUGAACGCUAAUUAUGCCUGUGUGCAUAGGAGUGAUGGGUGUUACUGGGGGUGCAUACAUUGUACAAAUUGGUGCUGCCAGAAAUCAAUAAAUUGUCCCCAACCUGUAUUAAACAAGGUCAUUUUUCUACAUUUUGAAAAGGGAAUGUACACCUUAGAGUGUAAAUUAACUUAUUGGUAACUUCUGGGAAAAAAGCAUGCAUGCCUUUGUGCACAUCAAUCUGAAGAAAAGUAUCAAAUUGCUGCUUUAUUUCACCAGCAAGGGGCCUUAUUUAUGCCAUGACUAGACAAGCUACCUUGGACACCACAAUUCACAGUUGCUACUUGCAUCAUUAUAGAGAUCAGUGAUAGUCUUGCAUCAUGACCUCUUCCAGGCACAUUUGAUUGCCCCAUUUCAUGAACAUGCAAGUACCUCAAGGCAGCUGAUCAAAAAACCUUACUUUUAGGAUCAAGGAAAAAUUGUAUUAUUCUGACUUUUUUCAGUGAAUGAGUUUUUCUUGGUAAAUUUUAAUUGGUUUGGUUGUUUGGAGUGGACAUUUAUCAAAGAGGUAACUUAGGCCAGUUCAUUACUUUGUCUCCACAAUUUUGUAGAAGAAACUUUGCUGGCCUUUCAUGAUAUUUAAGUCGGUGAACCUGUGGGCAUAUCAGACGUCUGUAUGACUAUGGUAUCGGAUUGUGUUACUGGUAGCUGUCAUGAAUAUUUAAUGAUGUGGUAAUGCUAAAGGAUGCCUUGUUUUUCAUAAUCUCACAUCGCUGUCAUUUAAAGGUUUCAAUUAAAUAAUCCAUGACAGCCGUAAGUGGUGAAUUUUUUCACUGAACUUUGGUGGGU